This is a messenger RNA of Mytilinidion resinicola, 1055 nucleotides long. Its product is annotated as NAD(P)-binding protein. Lineage: Eukaryota; Fungi; Ascomycota; Dothideomycetes; Mytilinidiales; Mytilinidiaceae. Gene Ontology annotation, cellular component: cytoplasm. The transcript has 5 exons. The record is from RefSeq and is a predicted model, not a curated record. Gene Ontology annotation, molecular function: oxidoreductase activity, acting on the CH-OH group of donors, NAD or NADP as acceptor. Bases 1 to 858 code for a protein of 285 amino acids.
AUGUCUCUGAAAAACAAGAUCGUUCUUAUCACAGGAGGAGGAUCGGGCAUCGGGCUCUGUCUUGUGAAGCAAACCCAGCAACUCGGCGGCAGAAUCAUUAUUGGCGAUCUGAAACUGGGAGAGGAGGCCCAGACACUCGUUUCGAAAGACCCCAACGUCAUCUUCCAGAAAUGCGACGUGUCGAAAUGGAAAGACCUUGAGGCGCUCAUUAGCGCGAGCGAGAAGCAGUGGGGAGACGUCCCUGAUGCGUAUGGUAUCUGUGCAGGUGUCUUUGAUCCGCCGUGGUCGAAUUUCUGGCAAGAUCCGGAAGAUGAGCGAUAUGCGUCAGUCGAUAUCAAUGUCAACCACCCUCUCAAACUCACCCGCUUUGCCAUCCGCGCAUCAUUGGGAAAGGGAAAGAAGGCCGGUGUCUGUAUCAUUGCGUCGAUCGCCGGAAUCGCGGGAAACGUCGCCUCUCCGCUUUAUUGCGCGACGAAACAUGCGGUGGUGGGCUUCACCAAAAGCAUGAAAGGCACAGAUGCCUAUACCGGUGUAAGGAUCACGACGAUCUGCCCCGGUCUGGUAAAGACACCGCUUUUUACCCUGGACAAAAUGAAGCAGUUCUCCUUUUCCGAUGAAAAGGCUCUGUUGCCAGAGCAAGUUGCCGAAAAGAUGCUGGACAUGCUUCAGAAGGCUGAGUAUACGUGUGGCACCGUCGUAGAGCUCACUCCUUUGGGGUCUAGACUUAUCCCUGAGUGGAAUAUCACUCCGCCGGUCGGCAAAGGAACUGGUCAAGAGCUGGAAAUGACUGAGGAGAUGAAAGCCAUGCUUGCUCCCAUUAUCGCCAAGUUGGAUAUUGAGAAGAGUGCUAAGCUAUAGGUGUAUACGAAUUGAUAAUAAAUUCUCAAGAGACUAGUAUACUUCAUACAGCGACACGGGCAUUACUAGGUUAUAAAUUUGGGCACACGAAUAUGCCAAUGCUCCAGCUUCACUCUUGCUCUCUCGACACUAUUUCCAGGAGCACCGUGGGUAAAUGUCUUCAGCAAGUCAAAAGGUAGUCUAAUUUCCACUGCGUU